CUCUGACUUUUAGGGGGCGGUGCUACGAAUGUGUUGCGUUGCGUGUCUUGGUAUUCAAAACUGAUGAGGGGGAGAUAUUUAUUUAAUUGACUGCAGCCUUUACAACUUUUACAAUACUUCUGAGUAUUUAAUAUAACUGUUAAGCAAAGUUCAUGUGGAAAAAAUCGCGAGUCAUUUUCUCCAUCUAACGGUGGUUUCUCUUCCCGGUUAACGGUGUCUGAUAUCGCGAGCGCUCGAGACUGGUUGCAUGUGCGUCUAUUCACGCUGAUAAAGCCGUUUCUGGGGCGGAUAGCUGUAUCUACUUAGGGUUUCGGUUCUCUUACUUUCUAGUAGCAUUGGAUUACUACUGCGUUUGAUCAUGAAUUCGGGUCAAAAUGUGGAGGACAUGAGCGUUGGAGCUGGAAGAGCAGGCAGAUGCGUUGAGGAUGACGCGGAUUCAGACAGAGCUGCUGGCGGAGACUCGCUGAUGGUGGCCGAAGAGAGACAUCCGAGAUCUGCCAGUCCCCGCGGUGUAAACGGGGAUGAUGACUCUGAAGCGGAGUCCCACCAGGACGGCCGUAACGUGGCUGUGGACCCGGAUACUAGAAGGAGGGCGUUCAACUGGUGCCGUGACUUUCUGUCCGGAUCAUGGAAGGCUAUAUCGGAAAAUGACUUUCAGAUCAAAAUUGUCAGUGGAGGACUCAGUAACCUGCUGUACAUGUGCAGUUUACCCACUAAUGUUCAGCCCACUGGGGUUGAACCUCGACGAGUUCUGCUCCGGAUCUACGGGGCCAUUCUACAGGGAGUGGAUUCUCUUGUUUUGGAAAGUGUGAUGUUUGCCAUUUUAGCAGAGAGAGAGUUGGGCCCACGUCUUUAUGGCAUUUUCCCAGAAGGCCGUCUAGAGCAGUACUUGCCCAGUAAUCGCUUGCGUACGGAGCAGUUGGGGUUCCCAGAGAUCUCGGCUGAAAUAGCCAGUAAAAUGGCACGAUUCCAUGGGAUGGCAAUGCCAUUCAACAAGGAACCCAAAUGGCUGUUUGGAACCAUUGACCGGUACAUGGAACAAGUUAAAACAAUCAAAUUUGUACGUGAAGCUCACAUCAAGAAAUUUAACAAGCUAACUAAAUAUGAUCUUCCUGCAGAACUGGAGAAUCUGAGGUCACUGCUGGCAGCUACUCCCUCUCCAGUGGUGUUCUGUCAUAAUGACGUACAGGAAGGCAAUAUCCUCAUGUUAGAUGGCCGGGAGAAUUCAUCUGACAAACUAAUGCUUAUUGAUUUUGAAUACAGCAGCUAUAACUACAGAGGCUUCGAUUUUGGGAAUCAUUUCUGUGAAUGGAUAUAUGACUACACGUAUGACCAGUGGCCCUUCUACAAGGCGAAGGUGGAGAAUUACCCUAACAGACAACAGCAGUUACAUUUUAUCAGACACUAUCUGUCAGAAAGUGGAAGUGUUGCACCUGCAGACCAAGCCAGGAUAGAAGAGGUCAUGAUCAUUGAGGCAAACCGGUUUGCCCUUGCGUCUCAUUUCCUCUGGGGUUUGUGGUCCAUUAUUCAAGCCAAGAUCUCCAAAAUCGAGUUUGGAUACAUGGACUAUGCACAGCACAGGUUGGACACAUACUUCAAACAGAAGAAGCUCUUUGCCUAAAUCGCACUUGCAGAAUGUGCUUUAGGAUAUCAUUUUGCAUCACCUAUUGUUUAGGUAUAGUUUUCAUGAAAGGGCACAGUACAAACAAUCAAGACUUUUAAAAUAACGGUUAAUCCUGGGGAACAUUAAUCUUAAAUCAUGAAUUCACAUUUUGUAGGGUUUUCGUUGUUUUUGUCCCCUUCAAAAAAAAUGGAGGUAAAAAGUUACAAAUUAUCUGCAACUUGUGACUGAAAUCUAGAUUAAAUUCUUCUUGUACAGUCUGUACCUCUUCAUUGUACAAGGCAAACUGUAAAAUUAAGUCUUCCACAUUUUUUGAAUAUUUAAUGUGUUUACAUUUUAUCUAACUUGUGUGUGUGGUCAACAUUAUUUAUUAAUUCUAUCAAGAAUCAAUCAACAUCCAUCGUAAUUAUUGUGUAAACCACAGGGUCCAAAUGAUGAGGUCUCAUUUUUGUGUCCUAGAUUCAUAUACCAUAUUUGUUUGUCCUGUCAUCUGAAACCAAAAACAUAAAUCAAAUUGCAUCCUUCCUAAUAUUUACAUACUGUGAAAUACAUACUGUCAGGGGUUAUUGUCAAUUCGUUUUAGAAUGGCACUUAAAAUACUGUUUCGGAAAUAAUGUUUUGAGCUAUGCUUUUGUGUUUUGUUUCGGAUUUGACUAGUCUUUGCUCUGCCAUAUUGAUAUGCAGCAAUAACUAAUAACUAAACAUUUGUAUGUAGGUUUAUAUGCAGUCUGAAGGAAAUGCCACCUCAAGAACAGAAGUUUAAUUACUAAACUAACAAAUGGCUCUGUCCGAUUUCUAAACACCAAGUUAUUUAUGUAACUGUGGAUGUGGUUUUCUGUUUGAAUUGUUUUAUGCUUAUUUAUAUUUUUGCUUGUCCAAAGCAGGCAUACUGUAUUUUGUUAAGUUCAACCAAAUGGUAAUACUAUCUUUAAAUACUGUAAUUCUUCAACUGGAAAGUGGCAAAAGAAGAACAAUAUAAAUGAAGGAUAGUAGCAUUAUACAGUGAAUUAGUGGGAUCAUCAGCUUAAGAAUCAUUGUAUUUUGUAGAAAUCAUUGGGAGAAACUGAAUGGUCAAACUGAUGCUCUUGUAUUUGUCCCGGAAUAUAAACAAUUGUAUCUGUAUAAUUUUUCACAAUGUUUUCUUUCCCAUAUUAGCAAGAACAUUGAGAGACCAUGAAUGUUGUAGGCAAAACCACUUUAACAAACUCCCAAUAUCACUGUUAAUAUUGAAUCUGUGAUUCUUAAUAUUGAAUUUCUGUAAUUGCUUCGGCUAAUUCAAGUUAUAUUAUGGACUUGUCUCUGGUUGUUUCCUUUUGUUCAUUGGCAAUGCAGGUAUCCAUUCAUUUUGCUCAUUAAAAAAAUCAUGCUGA
Molecule: messenger RNA, 2991 nt
Organism: Carassius gibelio (silver crucian carp)
Lineage: Eukaryota; Metazoa; Chordata; Actinopteri; Cypriniformes; Cyprinidae
Product: choline/ethanolamine kinase-like
Exons: 11
Coding region: 359-1621 (420 amino acids)
Biological process (GO): CDP-choline pathway; phosphatidylethanolamine biosynthetic process
Cellular component (GO): cytoplasm
Molecular function (GO): choline kinase activity; ethanolamine kinase activity
Source: RefSeq, a predicted model, not a curated record